Molecule: messenger RNA, 2735 nt
Organism: Octopus sinensis (East Asian common octopus)
Lineage: Eukaryota; Metazoa; Mollusca; Cephalopoda; Octopoda; Octopodidae
Product: coiled-coil domain-containing protein 77-like
Exons: 7
Coding region: 62-2026 (654 amino acids)
Cellular component (GO): centrosome
Source: RefSeq, a predicted model, not a curated record
GUUCCGCCGCAGCCGACACCAGGUGUCGCACGUGUCGCGCCAACUCGACCAGAAUUUGAAAAUGUCCGGGAAUCCCUUCGUCCGAGACGAAGAUUAUGCUGUGAAAAUGUUCCGGAACCCUCUCGUGUACUUGAACAAAUCUUCAAACGCUCUUGUGGUAGAUGAUGACGACGAUGACGAUGACUGGGAGAAGGAAAACUAUGGGAGUGGAUUAGGGGACAAGCAGGUCCCCGACUGCCAAGAUAAACUGGGUCCCCUCGACAGUGGUGCUACAGACAUCAUCGGCCAUCGUCCUGACCACCACCACUGCUACCCUGAAGACGAUGAUGGUGAUGAUGCUGAUGAUGACAAUGAUAUUGUCUGUAUGAGACGAGAGCUUGACGUGCUUCUUGGCCGGACAGGGCCUUCAAAAAGGGUCACUGUGCAUACAUCGCUUUCACGGCAGCAUCGCCGCUUCCUGGCCGACAUAGACGACAACGUCCAUGGCAGGUUGACCACAGCUGCGGACAGCGGACAAAUGUCGGUGCCACAGAAAGCGACGGCGAAAGAAAACAAGGGGACAAAGACGAGUAAAUUAAAGGGGGACGCGAAAGACAAGGAGGGGAAAAAAGCGAAAAGGGGAGAGUCGUCAGCCGAGGAGACGAAGAAGGGAAAAGGGGCGGUUAAGACGAAUAUGGAGGCGACUCGCAGGAAGGAUGUGGGUCCCGCUAUGACCAGUGGAGAUGAAGAUGUCAUUGAACGAGGAGCCGGUCGGGAGGUGACGAAGGGCAGCAGACAACCCAACAACAAGACGAGUGUGACCACCCCUCCUGGUCACUCUUUACCAAGUAUUGACGAAAGACUUAGCCAACUAAGACCAUCCAGAGAACUCCUCGAGUUCUAUCGCAAGAAGAUCGCCGAAUACAACGAGGAACACACCGGCAUCGUGACCCACAUCGACGCCUACAAGGAAACCUACGAGGAAAUGGGCAAACUGCAGUGGGAGAUCCGUCAGCGAGAGGGUGAAAUUGUGGAGCUCCAACAGGCCCUUAGUGACAUGCAGCUUUUCCUGUACCAGGAGAAAGACCAUGUGUUGCGGCUCUAUGCAGAGAACGACCGUCUAAAGCUGAGGGAACUUGAAGAUAAACAGAAAAUCCAGCACCUUUUGAGCCUGGGAGGCUACCCAGAGGGGGAGGUGACUUAUUUCCAUAAGGAACCUCCAGCCAUGGCCAUCAUUGAGCAGAAAUACUCCAAGAGUGAGAACCAAGGAAUGAAAAAGAAGAAAUCGUGUGAGGCGAAGUGUUUGUGUGAAAGUCUUCGUCAGGACAACAAGAUUUUGUCAAUGCAGAUUGAACGUCUUCAGUCACAACUGGAAGAACAGACGAAGAAUUCCAAAGAGCAUAUUGCCAGCCUCUUUGCCGACAGAUAUGAGAAACAGAUGGAAGAAGAGGCUCGCCGGAAAAGGGACGAGAGAAAGAUCGAAGUCCUUCUGGAAAAUGCUCCAGUACCGGAGAAGGAGGGAAAGAAAAUGAUGACCAGCAACGACACCACCACCAGCAACAACACAACAAGCCAUCGUAGCAAUUUCGCCUCCGCUGCAAAACAAAGCUCGGAGGAAGUAAACGUUACGAUGGAGGAAAUAAAAAAUGCAAUGGAGUUGUUGAGAAAAGAGGGGAACAGUGUUUUCCUCAAUACACCUCAACAACUCAUACAUGACACAAACAAGAAAACAAUACUUUACAAGGUUUUCGACAAGAAAAACAAAAGACUAAUUAACGCAACACCCCAACAACUGGAAAUAGCUCUGAAGCCCAUAUGGGGAAAAAAGAGCUAUGUCACCAGAGGGAGGCGUUUUGGAACUGUGGAGGUUCGUUGCCCAACAGAGGAGGAUGCAAGGGCGCAUGCCAUUUCACCCUUGCAGACAGAAAGUUUGUUGCUUGUACCGACAUACCUUGGUCAGCAAGUAACAAAAAUUACACAAUGCCGCACCACAAUAACAAGAAAUAGCUCUAAAGCCUAUAUGGGGCCAAAAGAGCUGUGUAACUAAUGAAAGCGGUUUGGAACUGUAGAAGUUUGCUUCCCAACAGAAAAAAGCAUGCCAUCCAAACAUUACAAACAGAUAAUUUGUUACUCCUGCCGACUUACCUUGGUCGGCAAGUAACGAAAAUCAAAAUUGACCAGGUGCCACCCGAGCUGGAUAUAUCUUGGCGGGUGGCAGCUGUCCUCUAUGACAUAGAGGACACUGCCACUAUUCUGGAUGUACGCAGAUUAAGGGAGAAGAACUGGUCAGGUAUGGGAGUACAGCUGCUGGCACAAAUCCAGCAGGAAAACAUAAAUUCCAUAUCUGAUUCGGUAAAUUUGCCGGACGGCACCAGAUUGCACGUUGCUGUAGAAGGGCAGAGGCCAAAAUGCUACCUCUGCAGCAGCGAAAAACAUUUGAAGAAAGACUGCCCCAUUUUUAAACAAAGAAUGGAGGCAGAGAAAAAGAAGACAUUAUAACAACAAAAAAAAAACCAGCUUGAAACACCGAAAAUUGCCACACUACCAUCACCACCUCCACGAAGAGCGACACCAACUCCGGCCACCACCAAACCAACACCAACAAUUACAGCAACAGCACCGUUUCCUACAAAUAUUACUGAUUUUCGAUAAAUUGUGGAAACGGACCCGAUAAAUGUCCCCUUUCCAGAUCAGGUCAGCUCGGAUUGUGCGAGCACUGAUAGUGAGAAAGGGGAGUGGCACAUGGUGCCACCGAA